AUGAAGUCCGGCUCCGUCCCUAGGCCCUCGGCUCUCGACCUGGUCUUCACGUCCGUGUCAGCGACGACAGUCUCCAGCAUGGUCGCCGUCGAGAUGGAAUCCUUCUCCAACUCCCAGCUCCUCCUCAUGACCCUCCUGAUGCUCCUCGGAGGCGAGGUGUUCACAAGCAUGCUUGGUCUCCACUUCACCUGCACCAAGCUCAUCAAGAAGAGAGAGACACCUCAUAGUAAUAAUAGUCUCAAUGGUAAUAUUAAUGGGCCGCCACCGGCAUCUAGUAGCUUAGAGCACAGUCGCCGUCGCCGUCCCAUGGAGAUGGAAGCCCAGGCCGCCGCCGUCCAAAUGGAGCUAGCAGGGUUCAACAAGGAUUUCGCAUCCAUGGCUAGGCUGCUAAUGUGCAUCGUGCUGGGCUACCUCUUGGUGGUGCACCUCGCCGGCUACACGCUCAUACUAAUCUACCUCAGCGUGGUCGGCAGCGCGAGAGCAGUGCUGGUUGGCAAGAGGAUCAGCCUGAGAACCUUCUCCGCCUUCACGGUCGUCUCGACGUUCGCAAACUGUGGGUUCGUGCCAACGAACGAGGGGAUGGUGUCCUUCAAGUCCUUCCCGGGCAUGCUCCUCCUCGUCAUGCCGCACAUCCUCCUCGGGAACACGCUCUUCCCCGUCUUCCUCAGGCUCUCCAUUACAGCGCUCGAGAGGGUCACCAGGAGGCGAGACCUCCGCGAGCUGCUGAAGGACGGAGGACCCGGCGGCGGCGGACCAGCUGCCGCCGCUAUAGGCUACGACCACCUGCUGCCUGGAGCCCGCACAUGGUUCCUGGCUCUCACCGUGGCGCUGCUGCUCUACUGCGCCAUGGAGUGGGGCUCCGAUGGGCUUCGUGGGCUCACCGCUUUCCAGAAGCUCGUUGCGGCGCUCUUCAUGUCCGUCAACUCCAGGCACUCCGGCGAGAUGGUCGUCGACCUCGCCACCAUGUCGCCCGCCAUCGUCGUGCUCUAUGUGCUCAUGAUGUAUCUACCGCCUUACACCACAUUUUUGCCCGUAGCGAUGGAAGACCAGCAGCAGCAGCAAAAUGAGGCACAACCCGACGACAAGAGCAAGAGCAGCAGCAGUAUUAGCAUCUGGCAGAAGCUGCUCAUGUCGCCGCUCUCGUGCCUUACCAUCUUCAUCGUCGUCAUCUGCAUCACCGAGCGGCGGCAGAUUGCUCACGACCCAAUCAACUUCAGCGUCCUCAACAUCGUCAUCGAAGUCAUCAGUGCGUAUGGCAACGUGGGAUUCAGCACCGGGUACAGCUGCAGCAGGCAGGUGACGCCCGACGGCAGCUGCAGGGACGCGUGGGUUGGCUUCUCCGGCAAGUGGAGCAGGGAAGGGAAGCUCACGCUCAUGGCCGUCAUGUUCUACGGCAGGCUCAAGAAGUUCAGCAUGCAUGGGGGUCAGGCAUGGAAGCUGGGUUAA
Miscanthus lutarioriparius is the source of this 1446-nucleotide messenger RNA. The record is from the annotation of a GenBank genome assembly. NCBI's taxonomy places the organism in Eukaryota, Viridiplantae, Streptophyta, Magnoliopsida, Poales, Poaceae.